Messenger RNA from Physcomitrium patens, 2081 nucleotides. The record is from RefSeq and is a predicted model, not a curated record. NCBI's taxonomy places the organism in Eukaryota, Viridiplantae, Streptophyta, Bryopsida, Funariales, Funariaceae.
CGAUUUUGAAGUCUUCUGUGGGCUGCCUGGGAAUUGCGAAAAAUGGAUGCUGACAGCAACCAGGUGGUUCCAAUAUGCAAUACGAAUUAUCCAACCACUAUUAAGACGCAUCCACCUCUGGAGCGGACGGUGAGCUUGGCCAGAGACGGGUCGGUGGACUUUCGAGGAAAUACAGCAGACAAGAGGGCCUCUGGGCGUUUGAAGGCCAAUGCAUUUAUUAUUGGAAUCGAGAUUGGGGAGAGACUGGCGUUUUAUGGAAUUUCAGCAAAUCUGGUGACAUACCUAACACAUGUAUUACACGAGGGGACGGAGAAGUCGGCUGCAAACGUGAACAACUGGAUUGGGACGACGUUUAUCGCACCGCUGCUUGGGGCGUUCCUCGCUGACGCAUUCUGGGGACGGUUUUGGACCAUCCUCAUCUGCGGCGUCAUCUACUUCGUGGGGUUGGUAAUGUUGACACUUUCGGUGACAGUGAGCGCGUUUAAACCUCCCGGUUGCUUCAUCUCGCCUUCUGAUGGUAUUCAGCAGUGCCCCUCUGCCACUGCAGGUCAAGUGGGGUUCUUCUACUUCGCCCUGUACCUCAUGUCCCUUGGUGGAGGCUGCAUGAAGCCAUGUAUUGCUGCGUUCGGCGCAGAUCAAUUUGACGAGGAGGACAAGCGCGAAAACGAGAUGAAGAAGUCGUUCUUCAACUGGUGGGUAUUUGGGAUUAGUCUUGGUGCACUUGUCUCAGCGACUGUACUGGUUUACGUUCAGUCAUACAUAAGCUGGGGUUGGGGAUUCGGCACUCCCACCGUGCUCAUGGGGAUAUAUCUAGUACUUUAUAUUCUGGGGUCCAAAUCCUAUCGCCAUAAGACGCCAGUGGGAAGCUCGUUCACACAAAUUGGCCAAGUGAUUGUUGCAGCGGUUAGGAACUUCCGCAUCCAAGUUCCUGCAGAUCCAGCUUUGUUGUAUGAAGUUGAUGACAAAGAAUCGCUUCAGGCUGGGGCGCGUCACAUUACACAUUCCAAUUCCAUGAGGUUCCUCGACAAAGCAGCCGUGCUACCAAAUCCAUCCGAGGGGUCAAGUAGCGACAUACAGAAGCAUAGCCCAUGGAAGCUAGCAACUGUGACAGAGGUAGAGGAGGUGAAGCUCGUGCUCCGAUUACUGCCGAUUUGGGUGGCUGCGUUAAUAUUUCAAACUCCUUCAGCGCAGAUUUCGACGUUCUACACCCGGCAAGGAAGUACACUGAACGUUAACUUCGGCCCCAACUUCAAAAUCCCCGCCGCCUCACUCCAAAGCAUCAUUCCCAUCACAAUCGUUUGUCUCAUCCCCAUUUACGACCGCGUUUUCGUUCCUAUUACACGGCGCUUUACGGGCAACGUGCGAGGGAUUACCAUGCUCCAACGAAUUGGAAUCGGCAUCAUCCUCUCUUUUCUGUCCAUGGUUUGCGCUGCUGUUACUGAAGUCUACCGAGUCAAGGUAGCGAGGGAGCAUGGCCUUCUCGAUCAUCCUUUCCAGACACUUCCACUCUCCGUCUUUAUCCUACUGCCACAAUACGUCUUGCUCGGCGCAGCCGAGGUAUUCACCUCCACAGGCGCGCUCGAGUUCUUCUACGACCAAGCGCCGGAUUCUAUGCGCAGUCUGGGCACAGCCGUCUUCCUGAGCACCAUCGGCAUCGGCAACUUCCUGUCCAGCAUUCUUCUGUCCGGCAUCGUGAAGGUGACGAGCUUAAGCGGCCAGAGCUGGAUCGUCGAUAACCUCAAUCGGUGCCGCCUCGACUACUUCUAUUGGCUUCUAGCGGGCUUGAUGGUCGCGAACCUGUGCUUCUUCUCGGGGUUGGCUCGGUGUUACAAAUACAAACAAGUUGCGAGCUUGUGAUCCCUCUGCGAUGCGACAAUCCCUCGAAGACCCAGCAGUAAAGGGCAUUCCUGCAUCGGAUUCUGAAUCCUCAAUAAGCCUGAGUGAGCCGCACCUUGUGUACAUCUUGCCUCCGAAAAGUAAUUCACACGCUCAUAACUUCGCUUACAGGAUGCCUCCGAUGUAUCACGAAAUGAAAAUGAAAAGAACAACAAUAAUAAAAAAAAACGGUAUUGACCAUUGGA